Molecule: messenger RNA, 1320 nt
Organism: Schistosoma intercalatum
Lineage: Eukaryota; Metazoa; Platyhelminthes; Trematoda; Strigeidida; Schistosomatidae
Source: the annotation of a GenBank genome assembly
AUGAAUAAUAGUUCUUCAGAGCUUGUGAACACAACACAUAUCUUACCGAAUCUAACAACCAGUGAAAAAUACUUAUUUGCUACUUCUGCAUAUGCUCAAAUAAUUGCUUGUUUAUGUGCACUGUUGUCAUCCGUGAUUACAUUUCAUCAAAUGUACUUUCACCUCAAAAAUUACACCUGUGUUUCUGAACAACGAUACAUUAUACGAGUGUUGAUUUUAGUGCCCGCCUAUGCCAUCUAUUCAUUUCUAAGCGUUUUGCUUGCUAUAUAUGCGAUGGUGGACAGUAUAUACAUCGACUUUAUACACGACAUUGCAGAAGCAUUUGCGAUUUACAGUUUUUUAGCUUUGUGUUAUCAGUAUCUUGGAGGGGAAGGUAAUAUUAUGUUAGAGCUUACUGGAAAAACGAUCAAUUUCAGUUUACUUUAUAGUACAUGCUGCUUCGCUGGAAAACCAUACACCAUAUUGUUUCUACGGUUUUGCAAAAUAGCUACUCUUCAGUAUACUUUGAUCAAACCAGUUACUUCAUUCACGUCUAUGAUACUAAUGGCUACAAAGAAGUAUAUCGUUGGUGACUUUGGUCCUACAUCAGGCUAUCUGUAUUUGUUCCUGAUUAACAAUGCCACUGUAACUCUUGCUGUUUAUGGUCUAUUGUUGUUUUAUUUUGCAACUCGGGAGCAAUUGAAACCAUUCUCACCAUUGCUCAAAUUCGCUACCAUUAAAUCGAUCAUCUUUUUUAGUUUUUGGCAAGAUGUAUUAUUCAGUAUUCUAGAAUGGAGUCAUGUUAUAAACAUGACAAGUGGAUAUUCAGCGACGUUAAUUGCUGGUAUCUACAAAAAUUUAUUAAUAUGCAUUGAACUGGUUAUUGUUGCAAUUGCACUACGUUAUGCAUUUCCCUAUAGUAUUUAUGUGUUACACCAUCCACCUCGCCUUGUUUUUGACUUACCUUCAAACGACUCUUUCUGGUCUAAUGAUGAAUUUCUGUUUGCUACAAAACCGUCUGUGGGUUUUAAAUCAUCGAAAGACUCAACGGUAUUUAAUUCAGUCAAAGACAAUUCAUCACAUUUCACACCGGCAACAUUUGUCAGUUAUGCACCAUCAACAAUAUGUGCUGAACCAUUACCAUGGGAUAUUGUUGAUCCACAAGUGAACAAUGGUGGGUUUGAAAAAACAUGGAAUACGAAAAAUUCAAGUGUAAUUCCAAGUAUAUCUGCAAGUAUCAAGGCAACUAUUGAUCCUACAGAUAUACUUGUUGAUGCAGUUCACAAUUUUCAUCCUACUUAUCGUCAUUAUACUCAGACUCAAAUGGAUGAAGAUAGUUAA